Molecule: messenger RNA, 6364 nt
Organism: Schistosoma mattheei
Lineage: Eukaryota; Metazoa; Platyhelminthes; Trematoda; Strigeidida; Schistosomatidae
Source: the annotation of a GenBank genome assembly
AUACAAAAAGAAUGCCCAAUUUAACACGUGUACUAUUUAGAUCAUAUUAGCUAUCCUAUGCAUAUUCUUUGAUUUAUUCAUUUAUUCAUUACAAUUUACCUUAAUACCAUUAUGGAUUAUGUUUAAUGUUAUUCAGGUAUUGUGUUGAAUCUAUAUCCAUAACAACUGGAUGCAAUCAUUUCUAAUUCUUAUAUUUUUUUUUAAAAAAAAUUAUACAUAUGCCAAUUUGAAUAAAGACGGACUAUUAUUUUCAGAAAUGGAUUGUUUUUCAUCUGCAUCUACAUGCUCUGAUGUAUCUUCAGAUACAGGUCUGUACAGUCACCAUUUACACCUGUACAGCAAACAACCCAAUCAACAUCAAUUCAUUUAACUAAUUCAAAUACAAUCGAUUCCAUUUAUUCAAGUGGUAAUCCUAAUAAUAAAUUUAAUGCAGCUAUGUUAUCAUCGAUAAUGACAUCAUCAUCGUCAUCAACAACUACAACACCGAUACCAGUAACAUCACAACAAAGCAAUCUUGAUUCAUCAAUAAAUAAUAGUUUAUUGAAUUCUAUAGAACGUGAUCGUAAACAACGUGAAUUUAUACCGGAUUCUAAAAAAGACGAUAAAUAUUGGGAACGUCGGCGUAAAAAUAAUGAAGCAGCUAAACGAUCACGUGAAAAACGUCGACAAAAUGAUAUUCUCAUGGAAUGUCGUAUUAAUCAAUUACAAAUACAAAAUCAUAAAUUACAUCAUGAAUUAAUAGAGUUGAAAUUACGUUUUAAUAUACCAUUAAAUGAUGAAGAUAAAAAAUUUAUGGAGAAUCAAUCAUCAACCUUAGAUGAUACACAAAAUGAUGUAUAUAAUGAACACCAUGAUCAUCAUCAUAAUAAUAGUGAUGGAGAAUUGAAAUUAUCCGAAAUGGAUUGUUGUAUGAUGUCAACAACAAAGUCAAGAAAUGAUUCAUUGUCGAUGGAUGAUUCACAAAAUGAAAUGUUAUUAAAAAGUGAUCAAUUAUCAUCAGUAUCACCAACACCACCGCCAUUAUUGCCACAGUCGCCUACAACAACAACGAUGUUGAUGACAAUGACGACAGCAACAGCGACAACAUCUUGUACAACAGCGACUGUUUUGCCAGUGUCAACGUCUCCAAUUGAUCCAUUAAUUAAUUCUAUGGUAAUGACAACGACAUCCUCGUCAUCAUCAUCACCUUUGUUGUUACAAUCAUUAAAUCGGAUGAAUUGUGAACAACAAAUGAAUAUUGAGUUGACAGCAACAAACACGACAUCUACAACAUCAGUUCUAUCUAAUAAUCAUAAUCAUACAGUUUCAAAUAAUUUUUUAUUCCCUCAAUUAAAUUCAUUGGAUAACACUGAUUUAUUAACAUUGAAACGUAUAUUCUCUAGUUUAGGUGUUGGAUGUUUAUCAACACCACCAACUACUUCAUCAGUGACAAUGAAUCACCCGUCAUCAACAUCAUCUUCAGCUUCUCCGUUAAUUGCGGCAGCGGCAGCCGCGGCAGCUGUUGCCGCAGUUGCUACAAAUGGCGGUUGUACAAUGCCUUUAUCACCUAUUUCCGGAAACAAUAACAAUAGUGUAUGUACAACUUCGACAACAGCACCAUUUAAUAACCUAUCAUCAUUGAAUACAACAGCUGCACUGUUACUUCGACAAGCUGGUUUAAUGCCAGCAUCUACUACACCUCCUCCUCCGCCGCCACCACUAUCGCUACAAUCUACUCUCCCAAUACCUCAACACCAUCAAACAACUAGUUGUGGACUGCACGACAAUAUUUCAGUUAUAAAAAAUAAUAAAAAUGAUAAAUUGUCAUUUUCAUCCUCAGUCAUACCACUGACAGCGGGUCCCGCUGCUAAUGUUGGUGGUGGUGGAAACGGCGGUGGUCGCUGUUCAUCAGUACACUCAGUCAAAUCAGAUCUAUCUAAUAAUUCAAAUGAUUAUUUUGAAUCUCCAUUAGAUCUUAGUUUAUGUUUACAAAUUAAAUCUGAAAGUCAUAAUUCUGAACAUUUUCUAAGUGAUUCAAAUUCAGGUACAUCAACCCUGGAUAAACGUUAUCAAGAUCGUCGACGUCGUAAUAAUGAAGCAGUACGUCGUUGUCGUGAAAAUAAACGUGCACGUCUACUUGGACGUACAGAAACUACAGAGAAAUUACAAAGUGAAAAUCGUUGCCUACGUAAUGAAUUAAGUGGUUUAAGUAUGGAAGUUAAAGCAUUACGUAAAUUGCUUACAGUCGGUGGACAACAACAGGAUCAGCAAGAAAAUACUACCACCUUUACUACUAAAAACAAUAAUUGUAUGAGUCGUAAUGCUAGCAGUAAUGGUAUGGAUUAUUUUGAUGACAAUAAUGAAAUAAAGUUGUUUGAAGAAACAACAACAACAAUAUUGAAACAUGAUCAGAAAGAAGUUCCAUUAUCACUAACAUCAUCGUUAUCACCACGACGACGACGACCACCACCACCGAUAUCAUUGCCAUCUUCAGAUGGAGAUAAUGGAAAAGAAGUUGAGAAUACUGUGAUUAUUGAUCAUGAAACGGAAAUGAUUGAAACUAUGAAUGAUAAUAAUAUUGACAACACUGACGAUGAUAUUGAAAUGCCAACUUUAACCACCAUGAAUGUGGAUAAUUAUUCCUUGGAUGAUGAUGAUGAUGACGAUAAUUCAUUGAGGUCUCAAACACAUACUGAUCAUCGUAAGAAAUUAUCACCCAAUAUCACCAUGGAAACAUCCUCAUCAAAUGAUCAAAUCAAUAAAAAUGUACAGGUUUUAUUGCCAAAUGAACAUUCCCAACAUAUUGAUAACUUAUUACAAGAAAAGCUAAUUCAUAUUGCACAGAUGGAUACAAACGACAAUACAAAUGAUACUGCUAUUACUACUACUAAUACUACUAAUAAUGAAAAUAUCAGUUCCUUUGACAGUAAUAAAACUAUGGAUUGUACUAAAAGCGAUAAUGGUAAUCGAUGUGGCGUUGAUGUCGGUCGUAAUAGUAUUAGCAUUGCUGUUACAAAUACUGAUGGAACCCAAUCGACGGAAUUAUUAACUCAUGUAAAUAAAAAGGUAAAUGAUAAACCGACAACUAUCAUCUUACGUGGACGUCGACGUACAUUGAAGACACCAAUACAUAAUAAAAACGCUAAAACUAACAUAAAUCAUAUCAAUCAUCAUCAUGAUCAAAAUACUACUGAUACUAUUGAUAAUGUAAUUACUUCUAGUAUUACUCAAACUACUGAUCUGAAUGAUGCAUCAAAUACAUCCAAUAUAAUAUCCGCUCACAAACAACAUACACCUCCUUCCUGUAAUACUGCUACUAACAUCAUAUCAAGUAAUAUAUUAUCGAAAAGUGAAAAUUCUUACAUUCUACCCGAUAAAUCAACUUAUUUUCAAUUAACUAAUGAAUAUUCCACAAGAAAUUCAGGGAAAGAAGAUAGUAUUUUAACUUAGCAUUUAUUUGUGUUUGUUUUUUUUGAAAAUUUUUUAAUUUGUGUUGUUUAUAAUUAUGAAUUAUAUACACCCCCUCCCAUUCCACUCCGUUCUCUGGCCUUCUGUUCUUCCCAUCUCUUUCGUCCUAUCUUUCUUUGUGGUUUCGGCGAUUGCCGACCAAAUUCAUCAUCAUUACCUUAUUUUUGUGAUCAAAAGAGAACACACAACUCAUGUUUAUUACACUGAUUUCAAAGUUAGUAAUCAUGUUGGCGCCGAUGUCUUCUGAACAUUGCUUUUCCGCUUAUCUUUUUCCGAUUGAUCAUGUACAUAUAUUCCUGGAAUUUAUGCAAUCAUGAUUCAAUUUUUACCUAUUUUCUUUAUUCUAUGGAUUGAUUUCUUCCACAGUUUAUUCCUCCUUCUUCAUUGUCUUCCUACUUUUAAUUUUCCUUUCUUCGAUUUAAAUUUUAGAACUCCAAUUGAAUCUACUUAUUGUGAAGUAAACAUUGAAAAUGUAUACAUUUUCAAAAGGUGUUCUUAUUGCUUAAUUGCUACAUUGAUCAGUUAGUUUACUAUUUCAUAUGAGAUCAGAUAACGCAUAACAUCAUAGUCUUUGAAGAUGACAAUAUCAUCGAUAUAAUGUUGAUUGACAAAUAAUAACUUCUUGAUACUCUCUCUCUCUCUCUUCAUUUCUUAUAACUAUAUAGACAACAUGACUACUCUCGUUAAUCCUUACUGAUUGACUAUUCAUAACCAACAAAGGUAGCAGUACCACUACUAAUAAUAAUAGCAAUAAUAAUAAUAAUGAUAAUAGUUUUCCAAAUCGAUAUUCUAUUUGUAUCCCAAUUAUUUAUAAUAUGUAUUUUUGUUUAUUCGUUUGUUCGUUUUUUGUAUCAUGUUGUUUGUUUGUUUAUUGUUAUGAGAGAAGGCAGUUUUUUUAGAAAAGUAUUUUAAUACAUAGACAAUUUAUAACAUUGUCGCCGUUUAUCUCAUCCUCCAUUCUCUAUUUCUGUGUAUUAUUUCCCGUCCAAAAGAUAACACACUUUCCAUGACAUGUAAGAUGAUGAUACAUUAUCACUGUUUGUUGGCUGGUUCAAUCUUUACCUAUUGAACAUUGAGUUUUGUUGUUCACAUUUUGAUUGGUUUUUGUUUUUUACGAAAAACACUUGACUAUACAUAUAUAUAUUCGAAUGAUUCAUAUUAAUGAGUUGUUUUUCUAUGAUUUGAUACUGUGUUCUUCACUUUAUCAUGUAGAUUAUUAACUUUUAACUUACCUCAGCGGCGAUGGUGGUUGUUUCCUGGCCGUUUUUUGUAUCCUAUACAGUACUGAUGUAAAUAAUAAUAAUAUUAUUACUAGUCUCUGUUUUUUCCGUUGUUUUUUACCUGUUAUUUUUCUAAAAAGUGAUUAUCUUUGUACUCCAUCACGCAUUCCUCUACUCGUUACAUUACACUGGCAUGUGUAUGUGUGUGUGUGUGCACAUUCUUUUUAUCUGUUGAAUCCUUUCAUUAUUAUCCCUUUUUCUUCAAAAAAAAACGUACGAACAAUUUUCUUCUUUCCUUCAAGAAUUAAGUUUUUCGUUUGAUAGAGAUGAGGCGUGAAUUUAAACCGAAGUUCAAUGGAAUUACGAUCUAAAGCAACAAAUAUUCUUCAUCAUCGAAAGUCAGCCAUCAGCAUUUUCUUUGUUUCUACUAUGUACCAUGCUGUUUUUCUUUCAAAUCUUAAGAAGAAUGCUAUUCACAUUUUUUAAUGAGAAUGAAGAUAGCAAUAAUAUUGAUAAAUAAGCGCCAAAUACGUUACGUUUCUUUUUAUCUUUUUGUGUUUAUGAGAAUACCGUGCUAAUAUUCUGUUUUUUUUUGUGUGUUUAGAGUGUAAAAAUGUAAAAUAAACGUGUAUGUCUGUAAAGUAUAUGUAGAUGAAUAUCUAGGUGUACUGAAACUUAUUGUGUAAUGACUACCCCACACGCACACACAUACACAUUGGUGACUAUGUAAGAAUAAUCCUAUCGUUAUUAUUAUUACCAUUACUAUUAUUAUUAGUGUAUACCUACAAAAGGAACAAUUUUAUUGUUGAUAGUAAUCAUCAUUGUGUAAUAAUUUUUUUCUAAUUUUAAAGAGAAAAACAAACAUUACAUUCCUAUUAUAUGAUUCCUUUUUCUCUCUGUCUGUACGUGUGUGUAUGUAUGUAUAUGUGUGAGGUUCUUCUUCUUAUUUAUCAACAUUACUACUAUUCCACUCAUUGCACAUCAACCUGUGUGUGAUGAAUUUACUGCUCAGACGAUAACAACGAUAAUUAACAAGUGGGAGAACUUAAAAGUUACGUAAGAAACUAAACAGAAUGAUAAAUGUAUCCCGCAAACUAUUGUGAAUUGAUUUUUGUAUUUUAUAUAUUAUUCAUUACACAAUCUUCUAUAUAUAGUAUCAAUCUUAAAUGUAAUAUUGUAUGACAUUACUAUUACAAUUAUUAUUACUAUUAUUAUUGUACACUUUUAUGAAUACUGUUACCGAAUUACAAGUUGUUAACUAUUGUAUUGUUUCUGUCACUUAUUAUAGAGAAGAAUUGUUUAUGAUCAUUGUAAAAAUGAAACAAUCAGUGCAUUUUUUUCACCGGUGUCUUAUUACUAUUAUUAUUAUCACUAUUAUUACUAUUAAUAUUGUUUAUAUGUUCGUGACAUUGAUGGUGUGGAUUAUGCUGAUGGCGAAGAAGAAUAAGAAUAAGAAUAAGAAAAGAACAAUAAUUCUAAUAAAUUAACCUAGCAGUUUCUAUUCUGGUCUAAUCUUCUUGUUAUUCAGCCAUUCAAUUUCCUUUUUUCUUUCUAAUCUCUUUCUAAGUAUGUUCAUUGUGCUCAAUGAUAAUAAAUAACGAGGGUUUUUUAAUGUUCGUAUCAUUCCUGUUUUAUUACUCUUAUUAUUGUUAUUAUUACUAUUGAAUAAUAAAGUUUUUUUCUUUCGUUUUUAUAAA